This is a messenger RNA of Daktulosphaira vitifoliae (grape phylloxera), 1501 nucleotides long. RefSeq lists its product as uncharacterized. NCBI's taxonomy places the organism in Eukaryota, Metazoa, Arthropoda, Insecta, Hemiptera, Phylloxeridae. The record is from RefSeq and is a predicted model, not a curated record.
AAUCUUGAUACUGGAUUUUCUUAUAAUACUAAUCCUGAAAUGUUUGAAAUGGAUUUCGAUGAUUGGAAAGAUACUAUAAUCGAGAGAGAAGAUCCAGAAUUUGAAACGUAUACCAAACCACAUUUUAUCUACAACGAUCUUUAUUGCGGUGAUUUAUAUAAUUUUUUACAAUUCAUAAGCUCUAUUGAAUCCUUAAUAGAAUAUUAUUCUACUUAUGAAUACGAUCAUUUAUUGUUGAAUGAAUCAAUUAUUCAACAAAUGCUAGCUGUACAACUAAAGGUAGAUGUACUAGCACAAUAUUUACAGCCUUUUUGGAAAAUGUACAUGAUUGCAAUUUAUAUAAAAAACCACACGAAGAACUUUAUAUUAUCGAUGAAAUCACAUGUUACGACAAUUCUAAAAAAUAUAAAGGAUUGUUUAUCGUUGUAUACAACUAAUUACUGUCGAGAAAAUAAUAAAUACAAUAUAACAGAUGAAUUUUACGCACUAGAAAAAAAAGAGAUGAUUUCAAUGAUAAAAAAAGUAGAGACAGUAAUGGAAAAUAGAAAUAAUAUUAAUAAUAUUUUACUGCACGGUGAAGAAGUAGAAGAUUGGGUUUCUCUUAAUAUAAUAUAUCUUCACGAAAUUAUUCAAAAUACAGAUAUGUUGAAAACUAUAAUAAUGGAUUUCGGUGAACAAAAUGAGAAAACUUACGAAGACAUUAUCAAAGAUAUUAAUAUUGCAUGUCAAGCUGCAAAGAAUUAUUAUUGGUUUGAUAUAUGGAUUUCGAAAAUUAGAGUUUAUCAUGAUAAAAUCUUUAACAUCUUUAGAGUCGUAACUUUACAUUUAAUUAGAAAGCAUCUAAUGUAUUUAAUAAAUAAGGAUGAAAAAAUUGUGUUUCAGUAUAAUUCCCAAAUGCAUAAUUUCUUGCAACGUAAUAUGUAUAUAUUUGAUUUAUUAUUUCCUAAAUUUUUAAAUUUCCUAACAAGAUUUGAAUGGAAACCAGAUGAUAUGUUUGAAAACUAUGAUCAUUUAAACAAUUGUAUAAUCGGUAGGGUUGAAGACAUGAUAAAAGAACCAUUUGGGGUUGAGUCGUUUGAAAUAUUACAAAUAGAAGUAAAUAAUGAAAUAUAUAACAUGAAUUCAAUUGAGAAAACUAAUACACUAAUGAAAUUAGUUCAAAUAAGCAAAGGAAAAAAAGAAAAAAUUGAAGAUUUUCAAAAUAUCUCUGAUAACAUAGGCUUGAAUGAUAACUUUGAAAGAUUUAAUAUAUUUUUAGAAUAUUUUAUAAAUAUAUUUAAGCAUAAACUUAAGGUUUUUUGGUCGUUCAAACAAUUUAGUUCGGACUACAAUAUAACUAAAUAUCGAGAGCGGCAAGAAGAAAGAUUUCUUGAUCUAUAAUAUAUUUAUAUAUAUAUAUGUAUAAAUUAUCAAAAUUACUUAUAAUUGUUUUCGUUAAAAUUAAUAAAAAUCUAAAUUUAAUUUUUCAAUAAUAAUAAAAUAAAUAAUAUUUGAACGGUUA